Messenger RNA from Myotis myotis, 729 nucleotides. It is a transcript of the gene C1QL4, whose product is annotated as complement C1q like 4. The transcript has 2 exons. Gene Ontology annotation, molecular function: protein binding. The coding region runs from base 13 to 729 and encodes 238 amino acids. The record is from RefSeq and is a predicted model, not a curated record. Lineage: Eukaryota; Metazoa; Chordata; Mammalia; Chiroptera; Vespertilionidae.
GUCGGGGUGGCCAUGGUGCUGCUGCUGCUGGUGGCUAUUCCUCUGCUGGUGCACAGCUCCCGCGGGCCAGCGCACUACGAGAUGCUAGGUCGCUGUCGCAUGGUAUGCGACCCGCAUGGGCCUCGAGGCCCGGGACCCGACGGCGCGCCUGUCUCCGUGCCCCCCUUCCCGCCGGGCUCCAAGGGAGAGGCGGGCCGGCGGGGAAGGGCAGGUCUUCGAGGGCCCCCGGGACCACCGGGUCCCAGAGGGCCACCGGGAGAGCCGGGCAGGCCAGGUCCCCCGGGCCCUCCUGGCCCCGGCCCCGGCGGGGUGGCGCCCCCUGCCGGCUACGUGCCUCGCAUUGCCUUCUAUGCGGGUCUGCGGCGGCCGCACGAGGGUUACGAGGUGCUGCGCUUCGACGACGUGGUGACUAACGUGGGCAACGCUUACGAGGCGGCCAGCGGCAAGUUCACCUGCCCCAUGCCGGGCGUCUACUUCUUCGCUUACCAUGUGCUCAUGCGCGGCGGCGACGGGACCAGCAUGUGGGCAGACCUGAUGAAGAACGGACAGGUCCGGGCCAGCGCCAUUGCCCAGGACGCAGACCAGAACUAUGACUACGCCAGCAACAGCGUCAUCCUGCACCUGGAUGUGGGCGAUGAAGUCUUCAUCAAGCUGGACGGCGGGAAGGUGCAUGGCGGGAACACCAACAAGUACAGCACUUUCUCUGGCUUCAUCAUCUACCCAGACUGA